AUGUUAGUUGACAUACAGUACGGAGGAGUCACGUCGCACCGACGCUCUAUUAAAUUAAUUCUAAAGAUUAAAUAACAGCUACGAUGUUCAUUUACACUAUGGUGGCUGUGGCUGUAAUAGCCUAUGCUGAAGGCUACUCUGUGGGUGCUCCUGAAAGCGCUUGCAAAGAUAUGAUUCCAAGGCAUCCUGUACCGCCACAAAAAUCAGCGGCACCCUACGUUAUCACGACAAGUUCCACAGUGGUGAGAGCCGGAACCCCAUUGGAGGUCACAAUUUCUGGUGUGAAGCCGUCGGAUAAAAUGCGGGGUGUGCUUCUGCAAGCACGUAAAGGAGAGGAUAUUGUGGGGACCUUCACUGUCGAUCCCAAUGAUAACUUCGCUCAACUGCUCAACUGUGGAUCACCAGGCAAUGCUAUUACUCACAAGAAGCAUGAUCCCCAGUUCGAUAAGCAAUCUGCCACAUUCAUCUGGACUCCAUCUGAAAACUUAAGUGGAGAAGUUAAAUUUAGAGCAACCAUCGCACUCAACGGAGCUAUCUUCUGGGUGGGAGUUGAGUCUGCUCCCGUCACAAUCACUCAUUAACUUGCCUAUAUGUAAAUUUAAUUACUAAAUUAAUUUGUAAAGGUUUUACCAUAAGUAAAAAUUAUAUUUUUUUUUUUUGUAUGAAAUCAUUAUUUUUUUGUACAUACCAUGUUUCCUUAGUAAACUUUAUCUUUACCACAGAAUAAAUCUUUACAUUAUAUAUGAACAUGAAAAAAUAUAUAUAUAUAUAUUGUUCUCCAAAAUAAUGGAAUCCAUUAUAAACUGCCAGCUCAUGAGGUACCUUGAGGAUCACCAGCUGAUUAGUGACCGCCAGUACGGUUUUCGUCGAGGUCGAUCAGCUGGUGUCUUCUAGUCUAUCUGACUCAUAGAUGGGCGGAGGCAGUAGAGUCCAAGAGGGGGGCAUUGGCCGUUAGUUUGGACAUAGCGAAGGCCUUCGAACGGGUCUGGCACAAAGCGCUUCUUUCGAAGCUUCCUUCCUAUGGGCUUCCCGAGAAAUUGUGCAAAUGGAUCACCAGUUUCCUUGCUGAUCGGAGCAUCAAGGUCGUAGUAGACGGUGCAUGCUGAUUCAAGCCUAUCAUCUCUGGUGAUCCACAAGGCUGCGUGCUAUCACCAACGCUGUUUCUCCUGCAUAUCAAUGAUAUGUUGCUAACUGGCAGCAUUCAUUGCUAUGCAGACGACAGCACUGGUUUUGCCUUAUAUACCGGCCAUGCCAAUAUUUCUCGGGAAAACGUCGCUGAGUACCGGGACAAACGUGUGUCUGAAGUCGAGUAUUUGCUUAACAAAGUCUCGGAUUGGGGCCGACUAAAUCUAGUCCAGUUCAAUCCCCAGAAGACACAAGUUUGCGCGUUUACUGCUAAAAAGAACCCCUUUGUCGUAUCUCCUCAGUUUCAAGGCACUCCCCUUGCUGCCUCAGCUAGUAUCGGAAUCCUUGGCGUCGACAUAGUGAAUAGUGUGCAGUUUCGUGGUCACUUGGAAGGGAAGGCCAAAUUGGCCUCUAAAAAGCUUGGCGUGCUCAGCAGAGCGAGACAGUAUUUCAUGCCGGCACAUCGCUUGCAACUUUAUAAAGCGCAAGUUCGGCCCCACAUUGUUCUCAUCUCUGGGCCGGGGCGCCCCAGUGCCAGCUCCUUCCACUUGACCGCAUCCAGCGCAGAGCGGUUCGAAUCUUCGACGACCAAGUUCUUUCUGAUCGGCUCGAUACACUGGCACUGCGUAGAGAUGUUGCAUCUCUUUGCGUAUUUUAUCGCAUCUAUCACGGGGAGUGCUCUGAGGAAUUGUUCGGACUAAUUCCAGCCGCUCAAUUUCACCAUCGCACAUCGCGACAAAACUCGCGUUACCAUCAAUACCAUCUGGAUGAUUGGCGGUCCACCACUGUGCGAUUUAGAAGAAGUUUUCUCCCUCCCACAACUUCCUUGUGGAAUCAAUUACCACCAGCGAAUUUUCCGGACCGAUACGUCUUAGGAACCUUCAAGAAAAGAGCUUACACCUUUCUAAAAGGCCGGCAACGCAUCUGCAAUUCCCCUAGUGUUGCGGUUGUUCAUGGGCGGCGGUAGUCACUUACCAUCAGGUGAGCCGCAUGCUCGUUUGCCCCCUCUUCUAUAAAAAAAAAUCCUAAACAUCUUACAAUGGUAUAAUUAUUUUACCGUGUAGUGGCAGCGUAAUGAAAUCCGUCACUCUUUUCGUCCCGUAGUUAUCCUAUUUUUUUUUCUUUUUUAAAAUACGUUACCCCCACACUAGGAUUUUCUCCUGUGUCGUGAAGGCAGUUUACAAACAUAAAUUGCACAAGGACAAACAUCCAGAUCCGGAACAAUUAUUUGUAGGCCAUACAAAUAUUUGUUCCGUGCGAGAUUCGAACCCGCGGCCCCCAGCGCAACAACUGAUUGCUAAGCCACUGCGCCACGGAGCCGUCAAAUCCUAUCCAAUAUCCUAUGAAGCAACUGUGCGAAAUUCAAGAAAAAUCAACACGUUUACAUCAUACAGAUCCAAAUCGACAAAGAAAUGCAACUUCAAAUGUACGAAAUGUUUUGAACGUAUAUUUGUACUGUGAUCGCAAAUCCGACCUGUAAAGCAAAUAUCACUCCGUCCAGACGGGCAACCGGCAAUGAAUUUUGUGCAGUGAACAAGUGCAAUGCACAUGUUGUUCGUUGUAAAUUAUUUAAUAAGCAUAUGUGUACGUGAGCGCGUGUUCUUACAAUAAGUUGAGCAUGUUCUUGGCUUCAUUUUUGCGUCACUUGAACGCAUGGAACGCUCUGUCCGUCUUUCUUUGUUGGUCUGAGAUUAUAGAAGUAUUAGCUGACAAUGGAACCGCCGAAACUUUUCUAACAAAAUCCGAUGCAUGUAAAAUAAAAAAAAAUGACGGCUAUGUAGCACAGUAGCGUAGCAAUGUAAAAUGUUUGUCAUUGUGCAAUUUAUGUGUGUAAAUUGCCCCCAUAAGGGUCGGUUCGACCGCGGUAGGACCUCGCACAGAAAACCAGCGUGAAAUAGAAGCAUAAUGGUGAUUGGCGAAAUCCGAAUACCCUCUUUAUUGGUAACGAGGCAUUCAUUCCGAUCUUAGUCUUCAGGUGUUACAACGCAUCUGACGCAUCGAAUUACGAGAUAUGUGUUCCUCAAUACAAUGCAAUGACGUAGCAUGAGGGGCGAGCUGGGAGGGGAAACUACGAGGUAUUCCUGUCUUAAGCAAACUAAACUUCACUAGCAGCUAGUAGUUUGUCUAAGCUGCCGCUUAAUUUAUUUCUCUAUGAGUUUAUAGAAUUUAUUUAUUGUACUGGGUUUCCGUUUGAAUUGUAAGCGCGUAUCAUUACAGACUUCACCUUAGUCGUCUGGAGCGACAUUUGUGGACUUCUUUGUAAGAUGUUGGUAGCAGGUGUCCAAGGGAAUGUUACUUCUCCAAAAAUGUUUUUCCAUCAAUAUGUUAAUUUAUAGUCCUAAGAGCACCACCAAACCAACCAUCCUAUCCUAUCCAUGGAUGGUAAAUAGUGAUGUAAACGAAUAUGGUUUAGCGAGACAAAAGCCUGUUCACUUUUGCCUCAGACAUCCAGAUUAUGAUCGGCAGGAAAACAGGCGCUUAAAUUAUGUUUAACAUUCGUUAUGAAUGCCGAUGACAUGAUGAUGCUGCUCCAGUUACGAGUAAUUUCUCAGUAGUUGGAAGUAUGUGAAAUGAUAGAGGAAAUAUAAUUUUAAUUUUACUUUAUUUGAAAUGUAGCACCUAGAAAAUUUAUUUCUGAGAUCUUCUCAUAAAAAUCACCUCAAAAAAGAAUGGAUAGUUUAGGAACCGACACUUAUGUACAUUACUACACGUACAUAAUAUUUAAAAUUUUAAUCAAGCCAAUAUGUUAUUUUCAAUCGUGUCCAAAAUAAAAUUUAAACAUAUAUUUAGUUCUAAUAUAUAAAACAAUUAUGUUUCAUUUAAUUACAUAAAUAAAACUAUUGGCAGUUAUCGAAACUAUCCAUUUUAAGACGGAAUGAACUAAGUCUAUCAACAUUGACUUACAUCUUACUCCAUAAACCUAUAUAUUGCGGCAUGAUAGAAUACAUUCAUCCUACAGAUUACAAAAUACUUAUAAUAAAUGUGUAAUUAAAGUUAUAUGAAUUUAAAUUAAUUACAAAGCAAAUAUCAGUCCUUCGGGAUCCAAAGAAUCAGUCGUUCGGGUGAACAUUUAUAAAAAUCUACCAUAUAAUUUAUAUACAAAGUCUUCACAAGAAAAUGAUGUAAUGGUAUGGAAGUUGAAGUGAUAUAAUAUUACCUAUUUAAUAUGAGCAUUAUCAAUUAAUUAAAUACUGUAUAAAUGUAUAGAAACCCCUAAUUUGUAAUAUAGUACAAUUCCUUCAUUAUAGUCGUCAAAAAAGAUAUUGUUUACUCUACGCAUUGCAGUGUAAUAAAAUGUAGUGUGUGAUAUAUGGGCGCUUCCAUGGUGCACUGUUUUUGCUUACAUUUAAGAUAAACAAAGAAUUUUAAUGUACCUAAAUAAUGUAAAAAUGAGUCAAAGAUACAGAUAUUUAUAUACCAAAUAUUUAUUUUGAGAUCUUUUGUCGCGAUGAAACUGUACGGUGCUGAAAAAAGUGCACCACAAACUAAACAAAAAAAUCAAAAACUAACUUUAGCAACUAUUUAAUUUUUAUAAUUACUAGUGAUAAUAUUCAUGAUAAUUUUAACUGCUCACUUUUUCCUAUAUGACUGAUACAAUAUUGUGAUUAUCUUUUCGGGCAUUUAUUUAUUUACCUAACAUUUAUUUCCUACAGGUUUGUUAGUUUAUUUUUAAGAUUGGAACUCUGCAAAAUGUUUGUAUAGGUUUCAUAACCAGAUCUCAACCUACUUUUGUUUCAAGUUACCCCUAUUAUACGAUUAAAUUCGAGAAAGGUGCAAUUACAAAGGCAAUCACAUCCAGAAUGUAACCCUAAAUUAGAAACUUGUUCUUGCACAAAUACAAAUACUUCGUAUAGCGUGAUCGCGGAGUAGGAAGAAUUUCAAAUUGUUGCAAUCCAUACAAAUGUGAACUUUAAUAACUUGCGAAUGAACUCGGUUUUCGAAUCACAAAUACUAUUCAAAAGGUCCUAAAACUAUCUUAGUUGCAAUAGAAAUAAAACUUUUUAGGAUGGGAAUUAUUUAAAAAUGCAAAGUAAUAAAAAAAUUCCUGCUCCGCGACCGUGCUUUAGUGAAACACUGAGCGUUAAUAGGCCGAUAUAUUUCCAAUAAAAUAUAUACAUAAUAGGUAUAGUAUGUAUAUAUUUUUAUAUCAUAAAGUGUAGGAAUAUUUUUAAUACACAACAUUACAGUUGUGCAAUAUGGGCUAUAAAAUAUAGCGAUAGUGUACCUAUUAUAUCGGAGACCGAUAGUUUAAUCAGAAAGUUAUAUGAUGACAGAUGGUUAGACCAUUAGUUAAAACUAGUUGUUUCAACUGAACACCUAUCAUUUUAUUCGAAUUACAAUGACAUUUGGGCGGGCGAAAGCCAUAAAAAUAAUGAAAUAAACCAACAAAGAUUAUGGCAAAAUCAAGAUCUAUAAAAAUGAUCAAAAUUUAAUUUCUUUUUUGAUACAGUAGCGCUUAACGCUCACAGUUACUUCACACGAUGGCGUGAUUUUACGCAGCCUGGGCCACUGCCCAGAAAAAACGGAUUUGCCAACCAAUAUUGGUGUUUAAACUACUGGCUAACCACACACAUCAGCAAUUGCCCAGAAUAUCUGGUGUCCAGAACAACUGCUGUAGUAUGAAGUGUGUGUUCAUCCAAGUAUUACCACCAUAAUAAUCUGAGUCUUAAUUUAAGCAGUUAGCUUUAGAUGGGCUAUAAAAAAAAUUCUUCUUAGUAUGCAUUUUUAAAUAAUGUUAUCGUAUACCCAAUUUGCGGAAACGUACUGUAUUGAGAUCAAAUGUAGCAUUAUUAUUUUCCAAUUGAAAAAAUACACCUUUUUUUGAUGUUAAUUCAAAGUAAAACUAGUAGUAGUAUAAAAUAAGUACUCUAUAUGCAAAGAUGAAACUCUAGAAACACAUUUGACAACUAAGAUAUGUUGUACCUUCAUUGCUUCUUAUUUCCUUGGUACUCCAAAAAUUCUCAAUUGUUUUAGGAUAUCAUCCAGAAUAACGCAUAACUGACGAAUGUUUGGUUGAAAUUAUGUUGCGAAAUGGAUUAAAUGAAUUAUAAUACAGC
Parnassius mnemosyne (clouded apollo) is the source of this 6182-nucleotide messenger RNA. The record is from the annotation of a GenBank genome assembly. NCBI's taxonomy places the organism in Eukaryota, Metazoa, Arthropoda, Insecta, Lepidoptera, Papilionidae.